Molecule: messenger RNA, 2007 nt
Organism: Manis javanica (Malayan pangolin)
Lineage: Eukaryota; Metazoa; Chordata; Mammalia; Pholidota; Manidae
Gene: ADCK5
Product: aarF domain containing kinase 5
Source: RefSeq, a predicted model, not a curated record
CGAGGCCCUCCGGUUCCGGCCCCGCCGGCGUGCGCGCGUGCGCACUGCGCCCCCCGCCGGGCCUGCGCACUGCGCAAAGCGGGAUCGGAGCCGCGGCAGGAGGAUGUGGCGACCGUCACAGCUUUGCCGCUUACACUGCGCUCUGCUGCAGAGCGGGAUGAAGCCAUGGCUGCUGCCUGCCGCCCUCUCCAGGAGACACCUGAGGGCCCUGCCUGUGAGAGGGUCCUGGAGACCCCGGCCCCUGUGGAGGAAGGCCCUCUCCGCCACAGUGAUGGGGAUGCCCCUGCUCCUCGGCAUCCGCUAUUUCACGGCGGAGCCUCAGGAGAAGAGGCGGAUGCGGCUCAUGGCAGACGGCAUCGGGCGCUUCAGCAGGUCUCUGAGGAUUGGCCUUCAGAUUUCGCUGGACUACUGGUGGUGCACAAACAUCGUCCUGCGAGGGGUGGCAGAGAGUAGCCCAGGGUACUUGGAGGUGAUGUCUGCAUGUCACCAGCGGGCAGCUGAUGCCCUCGUGGCCGGGGCCAUCAGCAACGGGGGCCUCUAUGUGAAGCUGGGCCAGGGGCUCUGCUCCUUCAACCACUUGCUGCCGCCUGAGUAUGUCAGGACACUGCGUGUGCUGGAAGACAAGGCCCUCAAGCGCGGCUUCCAGGAGGUGGACGAGCUGUUCCUUGAAGACUUCCAGGCCCCGCCGCAGGAGCUCUUCCAGGAGUUUGACUACCAGCCCAUAGCCGCUGCGAGCCUGGCCCAGGUGCACCGAGCCAAACUGCAUGACGGCACUGCCGUGGCUGUGAAGGUGCAGUACAUCGACCUGCGAGAUCGCUUCCACGGGGAUAUCCACACUCUGGAACUCCUGCUCCAGCUCGUGGAGCUCAUGCACCCCAGCUUUGGCUUCAGCUGGGUCCUCCAGGACCUGAAGGGGACCCUGGCCCAGGAGCUGGACUUCGAGAAUGAGGGCCAGAAUGCUGAGCGCUGUGCGCGGGAGCUGCGGCACUUCCGUUACAUCGUGGUCCCCCGCGUGCACUGGGGCGUGUCCAGCAAGCGUGUGCUGACAGCUGAAUUCUGCGAAGGCUGCAAGGUCAACGAUAUGGAGGCCAUCCAGACCAUGGGGCUGGCAGUGCAAGAUGUAGCAGAGAAGCUGAUCCAGGCUUUUGCAGAGCAGAUAUUUUACACUGGCUUCAUCCAUUCUGACCCCCACCCAGGCAAUGUUCUGGUGCGGAAAGGCCCGGAUGGGAGGGCACAGCUGGUGCUGCUGGACCACGGGCUCUACCAGUUCCUGGAUGAAAAAGACAGGUCAGCCCUGUGCCAGCUGUGGCGGGCCAUCAUACUGAGGGAUGACACGGCGAUGAAGGCGCAUGCAGCCGCACUUGGGGUGCAAGACUACCUCCUGUUCUCUGAGGUGCUCAUGCAGCGGCCAGUGCGCCUGGGGCAGCUGUGGCGCUCACGCCUGCUGAGCCGUGAGGAGGCUGCCUACAUGCAGGAUAUGGCGCGGGGCCACUUCGAGGACAUCAUGGCCGUGCUCAAGGCGCUGCCGCGGCCCAUGCUGCUGGUGCUGCGCAACAUCAACACUGUGCGCGCCAUCAACACGGCCCUCGGCACCCCCGUUGACCGCUACUUCCUCAUGGCCAAGAGUGCGGUCGGGGCCUGGAGCCGCCUGGCCAGUGCAGCGUACCAGAGCGUCUACAGCACCAGCCUCCUGCGCCAUGUCCGGGCCACCUGGGAGAUGUUCAAGUUUGAAGUUGCCCUGAGGCUGGAGACCCUGGCCAUGCGGCUCACCACCUUUCUGGUUCGCAUCUUGGUGCCCCUGGGCCUCCUGCCCGAGGCCGAGGGCCUGUACCAGUACCUGGAGACCUAGGGAGCCCCUGGGCAGGAGGGCCAUGGAGCACACCCGCCUGGAGGUGUGGACACCCCAAGACCUCGGCACUGGAGCAACUGCGGCCUGGUGGUGGGUGGGGAGACGCGCACAGUCAGGCCGGGAGGCCCGCAAUGACCACAAGCUCUUCUUAUAUCAAA